Molecule: messenger RNA, 884 nt
Organism: Triplophysa rosa
Lineage: Eukaryota; Metazoa; Chordata; Actinopteri; Cypriniformes; Nemacheilidae
Gene: ssr3
Product: signal sequence receptor, gamma
Exons: 5
Coding region: 91-648 (185 amino acids)
Biological process (GO): SRP-dependent cotranslational protein targeting to membrane
Cellular component (GO): endoplasmic reticulum; membrane
Source: RefSeq, a predicted model, not a curated record
GACGCGGCGUAAGCGCUUCAUCCAUUCGGAUCAUAUACGUGUCUGUCUCUUUUCGCCCGAACCGAGGAUCGGAGAGGAUAGACUGGAGCCAUGCCACCAAAAACCAACACCAAACAGCAGUCGGAAGAGGAUCUUCUCCUGCAGGACUUUAGCAGGAAUCUCUCGGCGAAAUCCACGGCGCUUUUCUACGGCAAUGCUCUCAUUGUGUCAGCGAUUCCCAUCUGGCUGUUCUGGAGGAUCUGGCAUAUGGAUUUGGUCCAGUCCGCAGUGCUGUAUGCCGUCAUGACCCUAGUCAGCACAUACCUGGUUGCCUUUGCUUACAAGAAUGUCAAAUUUGUCCUAAAGCACAAGGUGGCUCAGAAACGUGAAGAUGCUGUGUCCAAGGAAGUGACUCGCAAGCUUUCCGAGGCCGACAACCGCAAAAUGUCCCGCAAAGAGAAGGACGAGAGGAUCCUUUGGAAAAAGAACGAAGUCGCCGAUUAUGAGGCCACAACCUUCUCCAUCUUUUACAACAACACCCUGUUCCUCUUGCUGGUCAUCGUUGCCUCGUUCUUCUUGCUGAAGAACUUCAAUCCAACAGUGAACUACAUUCUGUCCAUUAGCGCCUCUUCAGGUCUGAUUGCCCUGCUAUCCACAGGCUCUAAAUAAAGAGACCGAUCACAUAAGGAUGAGAAGAUGAGGAACAAACAGAUAGGGGGAUUGUGGGAUUGGGAGGGAUGGUAAAGAGUAAAAGGAGGUUUGUUAUCUUUUGUGUGUAUGGGGCGUUAUCGUUUCAUGUCAUCUGUUAAACUUUCAUGAAAUUCAUGAUCGGUAAAUGCUGAACGGCCAUUUUUGUAUGUCUGGUCUUCUCUUUGUUUUGUAUCAAUAAAAGACCGUUUAUUCAA